This is a messenger RNA of Aspergillus ruber CBS 135680, 1158 nucleotides long. RefSeq names its product putative endo-1,4-beta-glucanase. NCBI's taxonomy places the organism in Eukaryota, Fungi, Ascomycota, Eurotiomycetes, Eurotiales, Aspergillaceae. Gene Ontology annotation, cellular component: extracellular region. Gene Ontology annotation, biological process: carbohydrate metabolic process. Bases 1 to 1158 code for a protein of 385 amino acids. The transcript has a single exon. The record is from RefSeq and is a predicted model, not a curated record. Gene Ontology annotation, molecular function: cellulose binding.
AUGUAUCGUCUUCAGUCGGCAUCCUUCCUGGCCGCGAUGCUGUCGGCCACUCAGGUCGCAGCCCACGGUCAUGUCACCAACGUCGUCGUUAACGGUGUCUACUAUGAAGGCUUUGACAUCAACUCUUUCCCAUACAUGUCGGACCCUCCCGCUGUCGCCGCAUGGGGCACCCCCAACACCGGCAACGGCUUUAUCACCCCCGAGGACUACACCUCGCCCGACAUCAUUUGUCACCAGAACGCGACCAACGCCAAGGGCCACAUCAGUGUGAAUGCAGGUGACCGUGUCAACAUCCAGUGGACCGAGUGGCCCGAAUCGCACCACGGACCUGUCAUGGACUACUUGGCCGACUGUGGUGACAGCUGCGAGACUGUUGACAAGACCAGCCUCAAGUUCUUCAAGAUCGACGGCGUUGGUCUGGUCGACGACUCGGAUGUUCCUGGUACCUGGGGUGAUGACCAGCUGAUCAAGAACAACAACAGCUGGAUGGUCGAGAUCCCUGAGUCCAUCGCUCCCGGAAAUUAUGUCCUCCGUCAUGAGUUGAUGGCUCUCCACGGUGCUGAGAUGGAGGAUGGUGCCCAGAACUAUCCUCAGUGCUUCAACCUGAAGGUCUCUGGCUCUGGCACUGCAAAGCCUGACGGUACCCUGGGCACGGCGCUGUACAAGCCUACCGAGGCUGGCGUCAGCGUCAACAUCUACUCCUCGCUCUCGACCUACCAGCUCCCCGGUCCUACCAUCUGGUCGGGCGCCACUUCCAUCUCGCAGGCCACCUCCACCGUCACUUCCACCGGCUCUGCCACCGUCGGCUCUGGCUCUGCUGCUGCUUCUGGCUCGAGCUCGAGCGCAGCACCCACCGCCAAGAACAAUGUCGCCCUGCCCACCACCAUCCCCGUCCGCGUGCCUGCAUCCACUGCCCCCUCUAGCACUGAGGCCGCUGCUCCUUCCGCUCCCUCGACUUUCUUGACCGCGAGUUCGCCUGCUCCGUCUGCUCCCCCGUCUGCUGCUUCGUCCGCUCCUUCUGCUAGCAGCGCUGGCGGUGCGCAGUCUGCCUACGGCCAGUGCGGUGGUGUUAACUGGACUGGACCUAAGUCCUGUGCCAACGGAGCUUCUUGCAGUUCCAUGAACCCUUACUACUCGCAAUGCACUCCUGCUGCUUAG